Molecule: messenger RNA, 9069 nt
Organism: Closterium sp. Naga37s-1
Lineage: Eukaryota; Viridiplantae; Streptophyta; Zygnematophyceae; Desmidiales; Closteriaceae
Source: the annotation of a GenBank genome assembly
AUGGCCGGCGGGACUCGUCGAGCUGCAGCGACCAACGUGAUUCUCUUAGAUGACGAAGAUGACGAUAACGAGGAUGACAAUAACGUGGAUGGCGUUGACGAGGAUGAGAUUGACGUGGUGGAAUGGCGCGGUGGCGUGAAGGAUACGCGAUCGUUGAGGACAAGGCGAGUGGAGAAGCCGUUGGGGAAUGAUAGAGCGGCAAGACGAGCGCCAGGACGCCUGGGUUCGCAUCAUUUCAUGACAGCAUUUCUGUUCAAGUCCAUGUCCAUCUUUCGCCCCGCUCCUCCCCUCAUCGUCCUCUCCUUCAUUGUCCCACACACAGGCGAAGCUUCAAAGAAGCUUCCACCCUUGUCGGGGUUUCAAGCGCAGCGCAACCGGGCAACGAUGCAAGGCCGUGGGUGUCAGCCCAUGGGCCGGCCGGCAGAUUACGUCCCUUCCCUCCGCGCCGCCGCCCUCCUUCCUCCUCACAACAAAGCACCUCCUUCUCAUCAUGCCACCACCAGCACCAGCAACAGCCAGCAACGUGUUGGUGGUGGUGGUGGUGCCACCUCUUACUCUCUCGCCAACCAAAGGGAGCCACGAAAGCGUGGGGCCGUUGAUGCUGAUCCUGACACGCUGCAGUGCGAUCUGAGCCGUCGGUCGGCCGGAGCUGCGCGCGACCACACGGAUGGCAGCGAAGGGGGGUUGUAUGCACUGUGGCAGGGCCUAGUGAGCGAUGCACCCUUGCACACACGCGGGGAUGCACAUGCACAUGCACCUGAUGCUGCUGCUGCUGAGGGGACUCGUGGUGCUCGUGCUCGUGCAGAGGGUGCUGGAAGUCGAAUAGCUGCUGCUGCUGCUGCUGCUGCUGCUGCUGCUGCUGUUAAAAUCCCCGUGUGCAGAGCCCGUGGUAUUGCUGAUACAAGUGGUAGGGGUGAGAGAGGUGGUGGUGGUGAUGAAGGUGCGAGUGACAGAUGUGAAAGAGGAGAUAGAGGUGGAAGAGAUGGAUGGGGUGGCCUGGGUGGGUUGGCGAAGCUGAAGGGUGUAACGAAUGCAAAGGCAGCAGCAGAAAGGCCGUUGGGUAAAGGCGAGCUGGAAGGCAGAGCACCGCGAGGGAGGGAAGCUGGAGGGAGAGAGGGUGGGGGCGACACUGAUGGGAGAUGCGGCAGACGGGAACAAGUGCGGCAGGCCAGAGAUGAGCCCGAGGCACAUGGGCGUGGUGGAGCCCGGGAGAGUGUUCUUGAGAAGCCUCAGAAAGGGGCGGAAGUCGAGACUCUGGGCAGGAAGCGUGAUAGGGUUACCAGUGGAGGCGGGUCUGAACGGGCACGUGGAGAUGACUUGUCGGGUGGGGCGAUAUCGGACAGAGGGUCGUUGAGGGAGGCCACUGGAGAGGAUGUGGUGGCAGGUGCGCCAGCCGGAGGGCUGAGGCAACGGCAGGGAAUCGGUGGUGCUGAAAGGGGUGGAGAAGGGAAUGCCGAAGUCUGUGAGGGAAAGGGUGGAAGAGAGGUGGGUAGGAGAGGGGGUGUUGUGGUAGGAGGAGGCGUUGUGAGACGGGGUUCUGUGAGAGUUGGUGGUGGAGGAAGUGGGGGCGCAGAGAGACGGGAUGGGGAGAGAGAGGGUAGUGGGCAGGACGAUUUGUUUAUGAAGAGGGGGGAGGAGAGUGGGAUGCAAGUGGCGAGCAGGCGCGGUGUGAGUGGGCGCGUGCAGAGCGGCGGGCUGUUGGAGAUGUUUGGCGUGGCGGAGGUGGUGCCUUCCUCCAGUGCUGAGGCGUCUGAGGAUGGGAGUAGUGGGGAGGACGGGGAGGAGGAUGUGGUGGAGGUGGAGGUGGUGGAGGAGGGUGAAGAAGAGAAAGGAGAGGAAGGGGAAGAGGAGGAAGAGGAAGAGGAGGAGGAAGUGGAGGAGGAAGGGGAAGAGGAGGAGGUCAGAAGGGUUGUGAGGGAUGGAGAGAGAAGAGAUGGAAGGAAGGGGGGCGAUAAAGAGCACAGUGGGCGUGGGAGUGGUAAGGGAAGGGAGGUGGAGGGAGGUUGCACGGACAAGGAGCGGGCCAAGCAGGACGCGCAGCAGGAAUGGGGGAACUGGGAAGAGAUGCGGCAGCAGCAGCCCAAGCCGCAGCCCCAGCAGCGCAAGCAGCAGCAGCCCCAGCAGCCCGAGCGGGAGCAGCGCACUGCGUUUCUGCAAGCAUGGGUUGCGCUGGCGCGCACGGCAGAACCUGCUGCCAUCGAUCAGAGUGUGCAGGAGUUCAGGGCGAGGAAACAGCAACCCUCCGCUCUCCCUGCUGCGCCCUCUGCAUCGCUCUCCACCCCUAACCGCAGGAGGGCAGCGGCGCUGCUGGCAGCAGCGCAGAGGAAGUGGCUGGCGGAGUGUCGGCAGCAGUUUGAGGCGUUUGUGUUUCCGGCGACGGGCACGGACAGCGUGACGGAAGAUGUGGAGCGACUCAAGCCAGAGGAGUUUCUCAACGACACGCUCAUUGACUUCUUCCUCAAGCAUCUGAAGGUGCAGGCCAUGGAGCAGCGCCGCAUCGCCUGCUCCCUUGCUGCACCCGACCAAGCACUGCCUCCACCACCGCCGCCAGCAGCAGCAGCAGCAGCCGCGGCAGCAGGUGAGGGGAGCAGCAGUGGUGUGGGCGCAGGCAGGGAUGGAAGCAAGGAGGUACCAGCGGCGGCACGAGAGAAGCCCGGCAGCACCACCACUGCUGGCACCAAGGCAGGUGGGGCACGGGAGCCCCCUCCCUCUGUGCAUUUCUUCAACAGCUUCUUUUUCAAGAUGCUGAUCGGUGGGGAGAAGGACGACCCCUUUCUUUCCACCCAUGCCUCUGCUGCUGCCGCCACACGUGCUGCUGCUGAUGCUGCCGCUGCAGCGGUGGAGGCAGCAAGGAGGGGUAGAGGGGGGGAGGAGGAGGGGAAGGCGGCGCACUGGCGGGUGCGCAAGUGGACCAAGGGGGUCAACCUUUUCGCCUGUGAUUUCGUCUUCAUCCCUGUCAACCUCAGCCCCUUCCCUCCUCCUCCCCAUCCCCCAGCAUCGUCCAAACCUCCUGUUUCUCUACAGCCAGCCUCUGUCGCCCCUGCUUCCUCAUCGCCUACCGAUGAGCCUUUUCCAUCUCCGCCCCAUGAUCCACCUCCCACAUCCUCGUCUCACCACCCUGGUUCUGCUGCAACCUCUGUGCACGAGGCUGCUGCUCCCACACCCCCCGGCCACGAGGCAGUGCCGUGCAUUCUGCAUUUUGACUCGCUACCCGGGCUGCACCUGGAUGUGGAGGAGGCCGUGCGCACGUACCUACAGGAGGAGUACCUCGUGCGCCACAAGGUGCCCCUCACGCCAGCGCUGAGAAAGGCCUUCAUCCGCCUUCCUGUGUUUCGCCCCAAGGUCCCCCAGCAGCCGAAUCUGAGUGACUGCGGGGUUUUCCUGUUGCUCUACGCACAGGAACUGCUCUCCCACAUGCCGCUCACAGUCUGUCGUGCGCCUGCCUGCGAGCAGUGCAAGCAAGUGCUGUCCUUCCCUUGGCUGACGCCCGACUCAGCGAAGCCCAUGCGGGCCGCAAUCCGGCGCACGGUGCUGCUGCGAGCCGGGCUGGGGGAGCUGGUGGGGCGGGAACCGCAACGAGAGGAGGCUGUGGUGGGGCGGGAGAAGCAGGGACGGGCAGAGGGGCAGAAAAAGGGAACACACGAUAAGGGCCAGGAGCAGCAGCAGGAGCAGAAUAGGCGCGUGACUCGAAGUCGCAGCUUGCAUGCCAUCAUGUCGAGCCAGGAAGGAGGCCUGUCGGUCAUUGCGCUUCCUGACAACGGAGGCCCUUUGAAGCAGAGCAGGGUUGGUGGGAAGAGAGAGAGGCUCCUGCAAACGGUGUUAGAGGAGGGCGGGAAGGAGGAGGAAAGGGAGGAGGGGGAUGUGGUGGAGGUGACAGCGGUGGUGGGGAAGAGGGGCCGGGUGGGAUUGGCGGGGAAUGGCGGGAAGGGGUGGGCGGAUGGGGGUGGGAAAGAAGAGAGGGAUGGGCAUAGAGGACAUGUUUCUCGGAGCUGGUUGUCUGACUUGCUGGAUGAGGUUGAUAUGGAGGAGGCUAUGGCGGAGGCAUUGGAGGAGGGGAGAGGAGGGAAGGGAGGAGUGGAGGAAAUAGGAGGGAAGGGAGGGGAGGAGGGAAAAGGAGGAAAGGGAGGGGAGGAGGGAGAAGGAGGGAAAGGACGGGAGGUGGAGAAAGGAGGGAAGGGAGGGGAGGAGGAGAAUAGGGGAAAGGGACGAAUAGAGGCAAAAGGAGGGAAGGGAGAGGAGGAGGAGGAAGGAGGGAAGGGAGGGGAGCAGGAGAAAGGAAGAAAGGGAGGGGAGGAGGAGAAAGGAGGGAAGGGAGGGGAGAGGAUGGUGAAACAGAAAGAAGAGAAGAAUGAAGAGGGGAUGGAGGAGAAGAGUCAGAGGAAGGCGGGGAGGACGGAAAAGGAGGCGGCGGUGGAAGAGAAAGGGAACUUGAGGAGUGAGGGGGAGGCAGGGAGGAGAGGCGGCGGUCAGUGGGGGGAGGGAAGGAGGAAGGUGGAAGGGGUUCGAAUGGGAGAGAAGAUGGAGGAGGGGAAGGGGGGCAAACAGAUGAGGUGUGUGAAGGAAGUGAGUAACACAGAGGUGGAGGAGGUGGGCAGUCUAGAGGAAAGAGGAGUGAAGGAACUGGGGAGGAGCGUACGAGAUGUAUGUGGAGAGGGGGAGGAAGUGAAGGAGGAGGGGCGUAUGGAAGAGGUGGGGUUGAGGGAUGGCGAGCAGGAGCGGGUGCCAAGGGGACACAGCAGAGAGGAGGAGAUGGGGGAGGAGGGAGGACAGCAAGUGACAGGCGAGGCGCAGGGAGAAAGCGGCAGAUGUAAGGAGUUGUCUAAGGUUCGAGUUAAUGCAGGGCAUGAGGUGGCAUGUGGGGAGCAUGAGCUGGCAUGUGAAGGGCAUGAGCUGGCACGUUAUGUGUUGAUGAGUGAUUCACCCGACGAUGAUGAUGACGCUGCUGCUGCUCUUCCUCCUCCGCCUCCUCCUGUUGCCGCUGCUUCGGCUGCCACUGCUGCUGCUGACGAUCACAAUGGUGGUAAUGGCUUUGCUGCUAACAAGGCGUGUGGUGGCACCGGUGUUACUGCUUACAAGCGGCGUGGUGGGCUGGGGGGCGAACAUGCUGCUGUAGCAAGGAAGCCUGGUGAGGGUGGGAAGGCAUGUGGUGGUGGUGGUGCGGCUGCUACUGCUGCGGCUGCUAGUGACGAUGGCAAAGGUGGUAACGGCGCUGCUGCUAGCAAGGCGUGUGGUGGCAGCAGUGUGAUUGCUGCUAGCACCGGUGCUAUUGCUUACAAGCGUCAUGGUGGGCUGGGGGGCGAGCACGCUGCUGCUAGCAACGGUCGUGUUGCUGUAGCAAGGAAGCAUGGUCGGGGUGGCAAGGCAUGUGGCGGUGAUGAAGCAGGAAGUGAGGAAGAGGAACCCGAGGGAAAGAAGCAACGGGAAGAGGAAAGAGAACAGAGGGAAGAGGAGGAGGGUGUAGCAGGUGCAGUUUGCAACAGUGACUCGCUGCUAGGUGGAGCUGAUAAGGACGAUGGGGGAGAGGGAGGGGAAGAGGGUGAUGGGGAAAGUAAGGGCGGGCAAGGGGGUGGAGGGGUGUGUGGGAGCAGUGAGGGCGGUAAGUGGGAUGAUGCGUCUGUGGUUUGCAUCAGCGACUCUCCUGAGGAGCAGGCGGACGAGGAGGGGGGAGAGGGAGAGGAGGAGGGAGAGGAGGAGGAAGAGGAGGGAGAGGGGGAGCAAGAGGAGGGGAGGGGUCAAGAGGAGGAGGAGGACGAGGAGAAGGAGGGGGGGGAGUUGGAGGAGGAGGAGGAGGACGAGGAGAAGGAGGGGGGGGAGUUGGAGGAGGAGGACGAGGACGAGGAGAACGAGGGGGGGGAGUUGGAGGAGGAGGAGGAGGAGGAGGAGGAGGAGGAGGAGGAGGAGGAGGAGGAGGAGGAGGAGGAGGAGGAGGAGGAGGAGGAGGAGGAGGAGGAGGAGGAGGAGGAGGAGGGGAAGGGGGCGAAGGCAAAGGGGAUUGGUGGUAGGGAUCAGCAGCAUGCUGAUUCGGGCACCGCUUCAGGUGCCGCCGCAGCAAAGGGAGCAAGUAGCAAUGCUGAAGCUGCUGCUACCGUCAGACGGGGAGGUAGGAGAGAAGGGGUGAGAGAAGGGAUGAGAGAAGGGAUGAGAGAAGGGAGGAGAGAAGGGAGGAGAGAAGGGACGAGAGAAGGGACAAGAGAAGGGACGAGAGAAGGGACAAGAGAAGGGACGACAGAAGGGGCGAGAGAAGGGGCGAGAGAAGGGACAAAAGAAGGGACGAGAGAAAGAAGGAGAAAAGGGAAACGGUUGAAGAUUAAUCAAGAGGCAGAUGAAGCAGGAAGGGAGGAAGAGGAACCCGAGGGAAAGAAGCAACGGGAAGAGGAAAGAGAACAGAGGGAAGAGGAGGGAGAAAAGAGGGAAGAGGAGGAGGGUAUGGCAGGUGCAGCUUGCGGCACUGACUCACGGCUGGCACAUAGUGCAGCUGAUAAGGGCGAUGGGGUGGAGGGGGGAGAGGGAGGGGAAGAGGGUGCUGGGGAAAGUGAGGGCGGGCGAGGGGGUGGAGGGGUGUGUGGGAGCAGUGAGGGCGGUAAGUGGGAUGAUGCGUCUGUAGUUUGCAUCAGUGACUCUCCUGAGGAGCAGGCGGAGGAGGAGUGGGAGGAGCAGGAGGAGGGGAAGGAGGAGGAGGAGCAGGAGGAAGAGGAGGAGCAGGAGGAGGGAAAUGAGGAGGAGCAGGAGAAAGAGGAGGGGAAGGAGCAGGAGGAGGAGGAAGAAGAGCAGGAGGAGAAGGCGGGGAAGGAGAAAGGGAAGGUGGUAGGGAAGGAGGAGGGGAAGGAGAAGGGGAGGGAGGAGCGGAGGGGGAAGCAGAAGGGGGUCGGUGGUAGGGACCGGCAGGGUGCGAGGGACAUGUGGGGCGAUCUGGACUUGCGCAGUGGCUUGGACUCUGCGACUGGGCUGCUGUCCUCACUGCAGAAAGGGGUUGCGAGCGCACCCACCCACACACCCACCCACACACCCACCCACACACAGAAGAGGGUAGAGGGGGCUGAAGAUCGAGGGAGGCGCCAAGGGCCAUUCGAAGCACCUGGGGCACCUGAAGCACCUGAAGGAGCUGAAGGGGUACCUAGGGCACGGGGGGAACCUAGGGGAACAAGAUUCGUGAGGAAAGAGGGGCACGAUGGGGAGGAUGGGAAGGGCAGCAGAGAGGCAAGGCGUAAGGGAGGAAGGAUUGAGGUUCCGAAGGGAGUGGGGCGGGCAAGAGGACGAGCAAGGAGGCGGGGUAGAAUGCAGGAGGGCGAUGAAGACGUGGAAAUAGUUGGCGUGGGUAUGAGUGGGAGGAUGGGUGGGCGCACUGCUGGGAAGGAGUUAGAUGAGGAUUGCGAUGUGGUGGGCUGCAAGGGGAGGAGGGAGGAUGGAGCGAGGGAGGGGACAGGUGCUGAGAUUUUUUAUGAGGAAGGUGAGGAUGAGAUGGAAGUGGAGGAAGUGGGAAAGGAGGUUAAGGGAAUAACAGGGCAGGGGCAGGGAUGGAAGGGUGGAGAGCGGGAGAGGGCGGAUGCGGGGGCCAUAGUGAGGGGGGUGGAUGUAGCAGAGAAGAAGGGGGCGCCGACUCGCUUGGCAGGGCAGCUUGGGAAGGGAGUGGGUUGCAUGGGCGCAGGAGAGGGGGGGUGUGAUGUGGGUGUGGUGGAUGGGGUGAGUGGAACGAGUGUGGGGGAGGAAUCGGAGGAAGAGAAAGGUGAAGUGAGAGAGGGUGAGGAAGAGGAGGAGGUUAAAGUAGUGGUGUCAGAGGAAGGGGAGAGAGGGGAAAGUGCCCAAGAGGAGGAGGAAGAAGCAGAGGAUGAUGAGGAGCUGGGGGGACGGGAUGAGUGGAGGGAAGAGGAGAGCGAGGAGGAGAUGGGAGAGGAGAGAGAGGAGGGAGACGAGGGAGAAGAGCGAGAGGAGGGUGAGAAGGGAGAGGAGGGAGAGGAGCGAGAGGAGGGAGGGCAAAGAAAGGAGGGAGAGAAGGGAGAGAAGAGAGGGAUGAGAGGAGUGAAAAGAGGGUGGGUGGAGGGUGGCAAGGAGAGCACGUGUGUGGUUCAGAGUGGGGCUUACAAUGGGCAGGCGAAGCACAGGGAGGUGAGGGCGAUGGAGCAGCGGAAAUGCCACCAUGCUGAACAGGCAUCCGUGCAGCGCAUGCAGGCAGGGGCACAUGGGGCAAGGCAGGCCGAGUGCCAAGGGGAGAAGGCGCAGGGAGGGGAGGAAGGACGGGGAGGAGAGGAGGGGCGGGGAGAAGGGGAGGCGAAGACAAGUGGAGAUGUGGUGGAGGUGGCAAGCACACAUGCGAUUACCCUCAGCAGUAGUAGUGACGACAGUGAUGGGCGCGCGGGGCGUGGGGAGCGUGAGGAGAGUGAGGAGGCAGUGGCGAGCCAAGAGAGCAGAGGAGAGCACGGCAGCAGCAGCAGCUCUGACUCCGAAUCUUUGAGGGAUGAACGGAGAGUGGGGGACGACAGGAGGUGUAGGGUGGUGGAAGGGAGGGAGGCAGAGGGUAGGAGCGGCAGGGAGGGAGGGAGGCAUGUGACAAGUCCAAAGGAGAGGUGGAGACGUGAGAAGCAGGGCAAAGGCAUGGCAGCGGGAGGUAUUGCCAGGCGGAGAAAGGUGCAACAGUUACAGCAGCAGCAGUUGAGGGAGAGGGAGCUGAGGGAGAUGCAGGGAAAGGGAAAGCGAGUGCGCUCACAGGGAGGGUCGCAGCUGCUCUUGUCACCUCGUGAAUUUCAGUCCCCUUCGCUUGUAUCCUUUGGCAUGCAGUCGCUCUCCCUUCAAUCACCUGCGCCUGUGCGCGUGUCACACCCUGUACAGUCACAUGUACCCAGUGAUCACCCCUCUCACCCCCCUCACCCCUUGCACCCUCCUCUCUCUUCUCACCCCGCGCAUCGCCCUCACCCCACUGCUGCUACGUCGGACCCGCGGCGGUCGUCACGGGUGAGCAAGAGGGACGAGCAGAAGCAGCAGCGGCUGGCAGAGAGGCGGCGAGAAAUGGGCGAGGAUGUGAGGAAGCGGCUGGACGACCUGCUGGAGCGAGAGAGUGACAGAGAGAGUGAGUGA